Messenger RNA from Alternaria arborescens, 1110 nucleotides. RefSeq lists its product as hypothetical. The coding region runs from base 1 to 1110 and encodes 369 amino acids. The record is from RefSeq and is a predicted model, not a curated record. The transcript is spliced from 3 exons. Lineage: Eukaryota; Fungi; Ascomycota; Dothideomycetes; Pleosporales; Pleosporaceae.
AUGCCACUUGAUGCACAGCAAUUAAAACUGUACUUCCAUACAGAAUUCCACUGGAUGAAGGUGAAGGUGAAAGUGAGUCGGGAUGAGCGGGGUGAACUCUUCAUCACGACUCUCAUUCUCGCAAUUGAGCCUUCAUCUUUAGUAAUCUUCUCAAUCACCGUCUCCAGAGUGAGAAAAGUUAGCACGCUGGCUACUUCAAGGAAGCGCAAUUACGAAGAUUGUAUUGCAAUGUCGCCAGCCGGAGGCAAUGCAAAAGUUAUCGCCACGAAGGGCGAUGUCAUACUUCAACUAGGCAAAGUCGGAGUCGGAGAUGGAGUACGCAAUGUUCUUGUUUCAUCCGUGGUUCUCAGCCUUGCUUCGCUAGUCUUUGCCACCAUGUUCGACGGUCGCUUCUCCAAGGGUCAGAGUCUUUCUCCGGCUCCGCCACGUACAGUCCCGCUUUCGGACGACGAUCCUAAGUGUAUCACCAUGACCUGCAAGAUCGGACACAUGCAGACGUCGCAACUUCCGACCACGCUCACCGCCAUGGACUUGUUCAAACUUGCGCUCGUGUGUAACAAGUACGAUUGUGUCGGUGUAGUCCGUGCGUGGGCUAUAAUAUGGGUUGCUGCAUUACUCGAGAUGUCUGCAGCUCAAGAUUUCGAGAAAUUGUUUCUUGCUACACAUCUGCUUGAUCUGUCGGGAGAGUUCUCCAGAGUUUCUCAGAGCUUAAUACGCGAUCAAUCAACAACGUUCAGUAUCGUUAAAGCUAUGGCUGGCCAAGAGUUUCUACCCUGGACUGUGUACCAGUGUAUACUGCUUGGUCAAAUGGCAUAUCGGCAGGAAAUCAACGAGGCAUUUGGUUCGAUUGUCACCGGAAAAGAGAGAUGCAGUGCAUCCCAGCGGUCCACCUGCAUGUUUCUCCACAGCCUCAAGAAAUGCGGCAUAUGGCCUACACACGAUCACUCGGUGCCGGCUAUCAAGUCUAAGCUUGAAAACGUUGGCAAAGCUGCCUUUCCUGCUGACAGCAAGCGAUGUGCAAGCUAUCAAAAUCUCUGUAUCUGCGGGGCUGUUAGUUGCGCGAAGAGAAACCUUGUAUAUAAGCUUAACAAGAUCUACAACGCAGUAUAG